Messenger RNA from Macrosiphum euphorbiae (potato aphid), 471 nucleotides. NCBI's taxonomy places the organism in Eukaryota, Metazoa, Arthropoda, Insecta, Hemiptera, Aphididae. The record is from the annotation of a GenBank genome assembly.
AUGUCAGUCCUAGACGACGACGCCAUAGCUUUGGUAGGCUUAGCUCUAAUUCUUAAAAACAAAAAACAAAAAAAACGCGAAAAAUGGGCCAAAGAUUGGCUCUUAAAACGAAAAAUCUACAGCCAUGUCAAUUUAUUAAAUGAAUUGAGAUUCGAACCACUGGAUUUCAAAAAUUAUUUACGAAUGGACGAGGAUACUUACCGUAAUCUACUGUCAAUGGUUGCGCCUUUAAUACAAAAACAAGACACUGUAAUGCGUAAAAGUAUUUCUCCGCAUGAGAGGUUAGCAGUUACCCUAAGGUUCCUCGCAACUGGAAGGACUUACGAAGACUUAAAAUACACUUCAGUCAUUUCAUCUCAAGCACUUGGAAAAAUUAUUCCAGAGACCUGUGAUGCUUUGUACCGAGUAUUACGUAGGGAAUAUUUAACUGUAAGUACACAAAAUAUUUUAAUGAAUAUAUCAUACUUUUAG